Messenger RNA from Striga asiatica, 1349 nucleotides. The record is from the annotation of a GenBank genome assembly. NCBI's taxonomy places the organism in Eukaryota, Viridiplantae, Streptophyta, Magnoliopsida, Lamiales, Orobanchaceae.
GAAAGCCCCGUGGACCUGCAAUUUUCUUCACUCCCCAACCAUGGCGGAAUCCUCUGCUGAUACACCAUCCCCUUGGGCUCCAGACCCAAAACCAGCAGCCGAAAAUGACCGGCUGCACGUCUUCUGGCACGAGGGUAUGCUCGAACACGACACGGGUCGGGGCGUAUUUGAUACGGGCAUGGAUCCGGGUUUUCUCGAUGUGCUGGAGAACCACCCGGAGAAUUCGGACCGGGUCAGGAACAUGGUUUCCAUACUGAAACGGGGCCCCAUCUCUCCUUUCGUCUCCUGGCAUCAAGGAAGAUCUGCCCUCAUCUCUGAAUUGCUCACUUUCCACACUCAAGAAUACAUAAACGAGCUAAUCGACGCAGACAGAAAUACCCACAAUCACGACCAAAGGACAAUCUGUUCCGGCACAUUCCUUAACCCCGGUUCAUGGGGCGCCGCACUUAUUGCAGCAGGUACAACUAUUUCCGCAAUGCGACACAUUCUCGACGGGAAAAGCAGAAUUGCCUAUGCCCUCGUCCGUCCGCCAGGUCACCACGCCCAGCCAAGCCAAGCUGAUGGCUAUUGCUUCCUUAACAACGCAGGCCUUGCUGUCCAAUCAGCCUUAAAUUCAGGCCUUGUUCGUAAAGUAGUUGUUAUUGAUAUCGAUGUGCAUUAUGGGAAUGGGACAGCUGAGGGCUUCUAUAAGUCUGAUAAAGUCCUCACUAUUUCGAUUCAUAUGAAGCAUGGGUCGUGGGGCACUUCUCACCCGCAGACUGGGAUUAUGAGCGAACUCGGGGAAGAAGAAGGGUUCGGGUAUAAUCUGAAUUUGCCUUUGCCGAAUGGGACUGGGGACAGAGGGUAUGCAUAUGCUAUGAACGAACUAGUUGUACCGGCUGUUGAGAAAUUUGGACCUGAUUUCAUGGUUUUUGUCAUCGGGCAAGAUUCUAGUGCGUUUGAUCCGAAUGGAAGACAAUGCCUGACAAUGGAAGGCUAUAGAAAAAUCGGGCGGAUAAUACGUGAAUUGGCAGACAAACAUUGUGGCGGGCGGGUCUUAAUUGUCCAAGAAGGCGGAUAUCACUUGACAUAUUCAGCUUAUUGUCUGCAUGCAACUCUCGAAGGUGUGCUUAAUUUUCCUGCUACUUUGUUAUCUGAUCCUAUUGCUUAUUAUCCGGAAGACGAGGCCUUUACCAUCCAUAUAGUCGGCUCCAUAAAAGAAUAUCAUAGACAAUUUGUCCCAUUCUUGAAAUCGGCUUAAACCUGUAAACUUUUGUGGGUUUGUGUUUUCCUGUAAGCAUUUUGUGCUUACAGUUGUGAACUCUUUGUGUCAGCUUUAAGAUCUAUUGAUUUCUUAUUAUGUUGCUCAA